Molecule: messenger RNA, 984 nt
Organism: Paraglomus brasilianum
Lineage: Eukaryota; Fungi; Glomeromycota; Glomeromycetes; Paraglomerales; Paraglomeraceae
Source: the annotation of a GenBank genome assembly
AUGAGUUCGGGAAGCGCAACAGUAAGAGCAGAAAGUGUGCCUCCCGCACAACCUGUCACAAAGGUAGCAUACCCAUUCUGGUUUGGUGGUGCAGCAGCAGGAGUAGCAGCGACUGUAAGCCAUCCAUUUGAUUUGAUAAAAGUACGUCUCCAGACUACUAAUGCUCAAAGAGGUAGUGCGGUUAAGACUUUCAAGAAUAUCAUACGGAUAGAAGGUGUAAGAGGAUUAUACAAGGGAUUGUCCGCUAGUUUAUUGCGACAAGGGACGUAUUCGACUACGCGUUUCGGCGCUUACGACAAGUUUAAACAUGCACUCUCGAGGGAUGGAGACUUUGGUGCGAUUUCUGCGUGUAAGAUUAAAAGCGAACAGCAAUCCAAAACAAAGGACUAUAGUAGUACUAGUGAACCGGACCAGAUGCUUCUCUGUGCUGCAGCGGCAGGUAGCUUCGGCGGUGCGUGUGGUAAUCCUGCGGAUGUCGUAAUGGUACGCAUGCAGAAUGACGCUAAGCGUCCUCUGAACGAGCGAUAUAAUUAUAAGCAUGCCAUUGAUGGUCUUAUUAAAAUUCAACGAGAGGAAACAUUCCGCGGACUUUUCCGGGGUAUAGGGCCUAAUGUAAAUCGAGCCAUUCUGAUGACUGCCUCACAAUUGGCAACAUAUGAUAAGUUUAAGGAACUGUUAUUGGGAACGGGGGUAUUCAAGGAUAAUUAUAUAACGCAUUUCGGUGCCAGUUCUCUAUCGGGUUUGGUCGCGACGACGGUCUGUUCGCCACUUGACGUCAUUAAGACCCGCAUUAUGAGUGAUGCUGGAUCAACAAAGGGAGUCGUUGCCAGUCUUGCUCUAAUUAUCCGUAAAGAAGGCCCGGCAGCGCUUUUCAAAGGUUGGCUGCCAGCAUUCAUUCGUCUUACCCCUCACACAAUAGUCACUUUCAUGGUCCUCGAACAAUUUAGAAAUGUUUAUGACCAUAUAAUACUUGACGUACAUUAA